Gadus morhua (Atlantic cod) is the source of this 1722-nucleotide messenger RNA. It is a transcript of the gene chek1, whose product is annotated as checkpoint kinase 1. Bases 121 to 1512 code for a protein of 463 amino acids. Gene Ontology annotation, cellular component: cytoplasm. Gene Ontology annotation, molecular function: ATP binding; protein serine/threonine kinase activity. The record is from RefSeq and is a predicted model, not a curated record. Gene Ontology annotation, biological process: DNA damage checkpoint signaling; protein phosphorylation. The transcript has 14 exons. NCBI's taxonomy places the organism in Eukaryota, Metazoa, Chordata, Actinopteri, Gadiformes, Gadidae.
CGCAACCAAAAAAUUAGAGGCGGAAGUCUCCCAGCGACCACAAACAACGCGCCAAAUUUGUGAAAACAUCAACACCGGGGUAGCGUUUGAAAACCUGCUUAGUGAUAAAGUUCCACAAGAAUGGCAGUGCCAUUUGUGCAGGAUUGGGACCUCGUACAGACUCUUGGCGAAGGAGCUUAUGGAGAAGUUCGGUUACUAGUGAACCGGCAGACCGAGGAGGCGGUGGCGGUGAAGGUGAUUGACACCUCUCAUGCAAAGGAGUGUGCUGACAAUGUUAGGAAAGAAAUCUGCAUCCACAAGAUUCUUAGUCAUUCCAACAUUGUGCGUUUCUUUGGUAAUCGGAAGGAAGGCCCAACUGUCUAUCUAUUCCUUGAGUAUUGUACUGGAGGGGAACUGUUCGACCGCAUAGAACCUGACGUUGGAAUGUCGGAAAUAGAUGCCCAUCGUUUUUUCCAGCAGCUGAUCGCAGCUGUGGAGUACCUUCACCAUAUUGGCAUCGCCCACAGAGACAUAAAACCAGAGAACAUUCUGUUGGAUGACAAGGAUAACAUCAAGCUGUCAGACUUCGGCCUGGCCACCAUGUUCCGUCACAAAGGGAAGGAGCGCCUGCUGAACAGGCUCUGUGGAACUCUGCCCUACCUGGCGCCGGAGCUCCUCGGCCAAUCAGAUUUCUAUGCUAUGCCGGCGGACGUGUGGGCCUGCGGGAUCGUACUGACGGCGAUGCUCGCUGGAGAGUUGCCGUGGGACCAGCCCAGAGAAAGCUGUCAGGAAUAUACUGAUUGGUUACAGAGGAAAACAUACCUGCCACCAUGGAAGAAGGUUCAACCAAGUCCUCUUGGUUUGUUGUCCAAGUUGUUGAUGGCCAGUCCAGGGGAGCGUGUCAGCAUCUCGGAUAUGAAGAAGGACCGUUGGUUCACUACAGGCGGGAACCCCCCCUCGGACUCUCAUGGCUCUUCCAAGAAGAUCCUUCGAACGGAUGCUGGAAGCAUCUCCCGGAACAAAAGCGAUGAGAGGAUGCGGUUCUCCAGCUCCCAGCCGGACCCCCCGGUUCUGGGAAGGUGUUUCUUGGAGGCGGUGCUCUCCAUGGGCCCCACAGACGGGCAGGUCAGCUUCUCCCAGCCCACCCGAACGGAACACAUGCUGCUGGGGAGUCAGCUGCUGGGCACACCCGGAGCCAGCCAGACGCCCUGGCAAAGGUUGGUGCGCAGAAUGACGCGCUUCUUCACAACGAAGAACGUCAACGACUCCUUCUCUGCCCUGAGGGACACCUGCGAGAGCCAAGGACUCGCAUUCAAACAAACCUGUACCAAUCAGGUGACUGUUAGCACGCAGGAUAAACGCAACAACAAGCUCAUCUUCAAGGUCCAUCUGUUCGAGAUGAAUAAGAAAGUGCUUCUGGAUUUCAGACUAUCCAAGGGCGACGGUCUGGAGUUCAAACGUCUCUUCCUGAAGAUCAAACAGGGGCUCAGUGACAUCAUCAGCCCUCAGAAGAUCCCUCUAGCGAUCACAUAACGGGUUCUUUAAGUUAAGCCAGCGCUUUUAUUUUUGUAUGUAUAUGUUAGUAUAUGUACGUGCCAGUUUGGCAGUGUUAAUAAUUGUUUUGUUUAAAUAUGUUUUUAUGGCUACCAUGAAUUUGAUCAGUUUCACUGAGGAAUUAGAAGUUUUUAAGGAUUUGUGAGUUCGUGAAGAGGUCAACGUUAAAAUAAAAUAAUUAAACCUUAA